This is a messenger RNA of Drosophila santomea, 4653 nucleotides long. It is a transcript of the gene norpA, whose product is annotated as 1-phosphatidylinositol 4,5-bisphosphate phosphodiesterase. The coding region runs from base 948 to 4226 and encodes 1092 amino acids. Gene Ontology annotation, molecular function: calcium ion binding; phosphatidylinositol-4,5-bisphosphate phospholipase C activity. Lineage: Eukaryota; Metazoa; Arthropoda; Insecta; Diptera; Drosophilidae. The transcript is spliced from 15 exons. The record is from RefSeq and is a predicted model, not a curated record. Gene Ontology annotation, biological process: lipid metabolic process; phosphatidylinositol-mediated signaling.
GUGCGAAACGGACGCGAAUUUUCAUUUGUGCUGCGGAAACCAACAACAACAGACAAAAUAAAAACAAACGAAAAAAAAACGGUCAAAAUUCCGGGUAAAAAACUGAAGCGUUGAAAAUUAAAACAAAACAAAAAUAGACGAACUAAAAGCUCAGACAAACGGCGCAAAGUGAAGUCCUUUGUGGGCGAAACCGAAAAAUAAAAUAAAUCAGAGCCACACGCGCUUUUUGUCACUCCUUUUCGCCUUGCGCUCUUGUUUUCCUUUUUUUUUAGUUGGUUUCCCAAGAAUUUCUCGGACUAGCCGUGGUAAACAAGACUCAUUUUUUUACGGUGUAAGUUUUUUGAAAGUGCAAAGAACCUAACAAGAAAAAGAUAACACAAAAACAGAAACUAAAAACCAAAGAGUGGCAACAACAAACCAACAAAACGGAAUCAAAGUCAAACAAACGAACGCACCGUCAGAUGCGAAGGAAGCUUCAAAAGAGAGACAAGAGCGAAAAAAGGAAAAAAGGAGGUGGCAAAAGGCAAGGAGAGGAGAGUUGAAGAAUCUAAGUUCAUUGCAUUGCCGUGCUCCCAUCAAACCAAACUAAAUGUUGCGCUGCGUCGAGGAUUUGAAAUAAAAGGGAACCUGCCGCUCCGAAAUCGAGGCAGAAGUGCUUGCCGGACCAAGUUCAAUUAGCCGGAAACGGACCAUGUGAUCUGCUAUAAAUGCUAUUGUAUAUACUCACACAUACGUUGGAAGCAUUGAUAGCUAGGGCCAGUGUAUAAUAUGUCCGGAAAUUAAGUCGACAGUAGAAAGAGACAGAGAGAGAGAGAUAGAGAGGACAGAUCUUGAUCUGGCUUAGAUAUAUAUCGCAUGUGCACUGCAACGGAAACGGAAGCGGCAAGAGAAACAGCAACGGAAGUGGAAACGGAAGUGGCUAAGCUAACGUCACAUAGUCUGCAAUAAUGACCAAGAAGUACGAGUUCGAUUGGAUCAUUCCGGUUCCGCCGGAAUUGACCACGGGCUGUGUUUUCGAUCGCUGGUUCGAGAACGAGAAGGAGACGAAGGAGAAUGACUUUGAGCGCGAUGCCCUCUUCAAGGUCGACGAAUACGGAUUUUUCCUGUAUUGGAAAAGCGAGGGCCGGGAUGGCGAUGUCAUUGAGCUCUGCCAAGUGAGCGACAUUCGUGCGGGAGGAACACCCAAGGAUCCUAAGAUACUCGAUAAGGUGACCAAGAAGAACGGCACCAAUAUACCGGAACUGGAUAAGCGUUCCCUGACGAUCUGUUCAAACACGGACUAUAUCAAUAUAACAUAUCACCAUGUUAUUUGUCCAGAUGCGGCAACAGCCAAGAGCUGGCAAAAGAACUUGCGUCUCAUCACGCAUAACAAUCGCGCCACGAAUGUGUGUCCGCGCGUCAACCUGAUGAAGCAUUGGAUGCGAUUGAGUUACUGUGUAGAGAAGAGUGGCAAAAUUCCGGUUAAAACGCUGGCCAAAACCUUCGCAUCCGGCAAAACGGAGAAAUUGGUGUACACGUGCAUAAAGGAUGCCGGUCUGCCCGAUGACAAAAACGCAACGAUGACCAAGGAGCAGUUCACCUUCGACAAGUUCUACGCCUUGUACCACAAGGUGUGUCCCCGAAACGACAUUGAGGAGCUCUUCACCUCCAUCACCAAGGGCAAGCAGGACUUUAUCAGCUUGGAGCAAUUUAUCCAGUUCAUGAACGACAAACAGCGUGAUCCGCGGAUGAACGAGAUCCUGUAUCCUCUCUACGAGGAGAAACGCUGCACGGAGAUCAUCAACGAUUACGAGUUGGAUGAGGAAAAAAAGAAAAACGUUCAAAUGUCGCUGGAUGGAUUUAAGCGCUACUUGAUGUCCGACGAGAACGCACCUGUAUUCCUGGACCGUCUGGAUUUCUACAUGGAAAUGGAUCAGCCACUGGCCCAUUACUAUAUCAACAGCUCUCAUAAUACCUACCUAUCCGGUCGUCAGAUCGGCGGCAAAAGUUCCGUGGAAAUGUACCGCCAGACACUCUUGGCAGGCUGUCGAUGUGUGGAGUUGGAUUGCUGGAACGGAAAGGGUGAGGACGAGGAGCCAAUCGUCACCCACGGCCACGCCUACUGCACCGAAAUUCUCUUUAAGGACUGCAUCCAGGCGAUUGCGGACUGCGCCUUCGUGUCCUCCGAGUACCCGGUAAUUCUGUCCUUCGAAAACCACUGCAACCGCGCCCAGCAAUACAAGUUGGCCAAAUACUGUGAUGACUUCUUUGGCGACCUGCUGCUGAAGGAGCCGCUACCAGAUCACCCGCUGGACCCGGGUCUUCCGCUACCGCCACCCUGUAAGCUGAAGAAAAAGAUCCUCAUCAAGAACAAGCGAAUGAAGCCGGAGGUGGAAAAGGUCGAGCUGGAGCUCUGGCUGAAGGGCGAACUUAAGACGGACGACGAUCCGGAGGAGGACGCCAGUGCAGGCAAGCCGCCGGAGGCAGCUGCCGCCCCCGCUCCCGCCCCGGAAGCAGCCGCCGCCAACGAAGGAGCCGCCGAGGGAGGCGGUGGUGCGGAGGCCGAAGCCGCCGCUGCCAACUACAGCGGCUCCACCACCAACGUGCAUCCGUGGCUCUCCUCCAUGGUCAAUUACGCGCAGCCCAUCAAGUUCCAGGGCUUCGACAAGGCAAUCGAAAAGAACAUUGCCCAUAACAUGUCCUCGUUUGCGGAAUCGGCGGGCAUGAACUACUUGAAGCAGAGCUCCAUCGACUUUGUCAAUUACAACAAGCGUCAGAUGUCGCGAAUUUACCCGAAGGGCACACGAGCGGACUCCUCAAACUAUAUGCCGCAGGUGUUUUGGAACGCCGGCUGCCAGAUGGUCUCACUCAACUUCCAGAGCUCCGAUCUACCCAUGCAACUCAACCAGGGCAAGUUCGAGUAUAACGGCGGCUGUGGCUAUCUACUGAAGCCGGAUUUCAUGCGUCGAGCCGACAAGGAUUUCGAUCCAUUUGCCGAUGCGCCGGUGGAUGGCGUGAUUGCCGCCCAGUGCUCCGUGAAGGUAAUAGCCGGCCAGUUCUUGUCCGACAAGAAAGUGGGCACCUAUGUGGAGGUGGACAUGUUUGGAUUGCCCUCGGACACGGUGAAGAAGGAGUUUCGCACGCGUUUGGUGGCCAAUAAUGGCUUGAAUCCAGUUUACAAUGAGGACCCCUUUGUGUUCCGCAAAGUGGUACUUCCGGACUUGGCUGUGCUGAGAUUUGGCGUUUAUGAGGAAAGCGGAAAGAUCCUGGGUCAACGUAUCCUGCCGCUGGACGGUCUACAGGCUGGCUAUCGUCAUGUUUCCCUGCGCACGGAGGCUAACUUCCCCAUGUCGUUGCCCAUGUUGUUCGUGAAUAUCGAGCUAAAGAUCUACGUACCUGACGGCUUUGAGGACUUCAUGGCCAUGUUGUCGGAUCCGCGAGGAUUCGCCGGUGCCGCUAAGCAGCAAAAUGAACAGAUGAAGGCCCUCGGCAUUGAGGAGCAGAGCGGCGGUGCCGCCCGAGAUGCUGGCAAGGCCAAAGAGGAGGAAAAGAAGGAGCCACCACUAGUCUUUGAGCCCGUCACGUUGGAGUCUCUGCGCCAGGAAAAGGGCUUCCAAAAGGUGGGCAAAAAGCAGAUCAAGGAGCUCGACACCCUGCGCAAAAAGCACGCCAAAGAGCGCACCUCGGUGCAAAAGACCCAGAAUGCGGCCAUCGAUAAGUUAAUCAAGGGCAAGAGCAAAGACGACAUUCGCAACGAUGCCAACAUCAAGAACUCGAUCAAUGAUCAGACGAAACAGUGGACCGACAUGAUCGCCAGGCACCGCAAGGAGGAAUGGGACAUGCUGCGCCAGCAUGUCCAAGAUUCGCAGGAUGCCAUGAAGGCGCUGAUGCUCACCGUUCAGGCGGCGCAGAUCAAGCAGCUGGAGGAUCGUCAUGCCAGGGACAUCAAGGAUCUGAAUGCCAAGCAAGCGAAGAUGUCGGCGGAUACCGCCAAGGAGGUCCAGAACGACAAGACCUUGAAGACCAAGAACGAGAAGGAUCGUCGGCUGCGCGAGAAGCGUCAGAACAAUGUAAAGCGCUUCAUGGAGGAGAAGAAGCAAAUCGGCGUUAAGCAGGGCCGUGCGAUGGAGAAACUAAAGUUGGCGCAUUCGAAGCAGGUCGAGGAAUUCAGUACCGACGUGCAAAAGGUACUGAACGAAACUCGGCCGCAGACCGACACUAUAACCAGUAUUGAGACUGUACUUUAGACAACCACACCUGUACAGCUAGAAAGCGAUAAAACCUUAUGGACAUGUACAAAAUCGAGGAGGAGGCCUAUAAGACGCAAGGAAAGACGGAAUUUUAUGCCUAAGAUUCCCAGGUCUAUGGUCAAAAAGGGAAAGAGCACCGCGAUACCAAAAUGAUUAAAAACACACUAAAAAAAAGUAGAGAAAAACCAAAAAAAGAAUGCUGAUUUAGCUGAAGAUGCUAACACACAUAUAUACUUUUCUUUAUAUACUACAUUUACACACUCAUCACUCGAAAACACACACUCGCCCACAUUUUAAAGAAUUAACUUUACUUAAAAAUAUUUAUGUAUAUGUUUUAUGCAUAUGUUAUAAGCAUAAGCUUAUAUUCGUAAAACCUAGAAUUCAAAAACUGGAAAGUCAACACUUUGUGCUUUAUAUUUAUUUA